This is a messenger RNA of Pristis pectinata (smalltooth sawfish), 2162 nucleotides long. RefSeq names its product proteasome 26S subunit, ATPase 6 (gene psmc6). Gene Ontology annotation, cellular component: cytosolic proteasome complex; proteasome regulatory particle, base subcomplex. The record is from RefSeq and is a predicted model, not a curated record. The coding region runs from base 63 to 1232 and encodes 389 amino acids. Gene Ontology annotation, molecular function: ATP hydrolysis activity; proteasome-activating activity; ATP binding. NCBI's taxonomy places the organism in Eukaryota, Metazoa, Chordata, Chondrichthyes, Rhinopristiformes, Pristidae. The transcript is spliced from 14 exons. Gene Ontology annotation, biological process: positive regulation of RNA polymerase II transcription preinitiation complex assembly.
CUCGUUGUCAGCAGCGGUCGCCCGCUUCAUCCCAUCAGGCCCCGCUUGGUCCCGGCAACAACAUGGCGGAUCCGAGGGAGAAGGCGCUUCAGGAUUACAGGAAGAAAUUAUUAGAGCACAAAGAGAUCGACGGCCGCUUGAAAGAGUUGAGAGAGCAACUGAAAGAACUAACAAAGCAGUAUGAGAAGUCUGAAAAUGACCUCAAAGCCCUUCAGAGUGUGGGACAGAUUGUUGGUGAAGUGCUGAAACAACUUACAGAAGAGAAAUUUAUUGUAAAGGCUACAAAUGGACCACGAUAUGUUGUUGGCUGCCGUCGACAGCUUGAAAAAAGCAAGUUGAAACCAGGGACUAGAGUUGCCCUGGAUAUGACAACUUUAACUAUAAUGAGGUAUUUGCCAAGAGAAGUGGACCCAUUGGUAUACAACAUGUCUCAUGAAGAUCCAGGAAAUGUUACAUAUUCAGAGAUUGGUGGAUUGGCUGAACAGAUUAGAGAACUAAGAGAGGUUAUAGAGUUACCACUUACAAACCCAGAAUUGUUCCAGCGUGUGGGAAUCAUUCCUCCAAAAGGAUGCCUCCUUUAUGGACCACCAGGUACAGGAAAAACACUCCUAGCAAGAGCUGUUGCUAGUCAAUUAGACUGCAACUUCUUAAAGGUCGUAUCCAGCUCUAUUGUUGAUAAGUACAUUGGCGAAAGUGCUCGUUUAAUCAGAGAGAUGUUCAACUAUGCCAGAGAUCAUCAACCAUGUAUCAUUUUUAUGGAUGAGAUAGAUGCUAUUGGUGGUCGCCGCUUCUCUGAAGGUACCUCAGCUGAUCGUGAGAUUCAACGAACACUUAUGGAGCUGUUGAAUCAGAUGGAUGGCUUUGAUACUCUUCACAGAGUUAAAAUGAUAAUGGCUACAAACAGACCAGACACAUUGGAUCCUGCUUUGUUGCGUCCUGGAAGACUAGAUAGAAAGAUUCAUAUUGAACUUCCAAAUGAGCAAGCAAGAUUGGAUAUUUUGAAGAUCCAUGCUGGACCUAUCACGAAGCAUGGUGAAAUAGACUAUGAAGCAGUUGUCAAGUUGUCAGAUGGAUUUAAUGGUGCUGAUUUAAGAAAUGUCUGCACCGAAGCAGGUAUGUUCGCAAUACGUGCUGAUCGUGAUUACGUCAUCCAGGAAGACUUUAUGAAGGCUGUCCGAAAAGUUGCUGAUUCUAAAAAGCUAGAAUCCAAACUUGAUUAUAAACCUGUAUAAGUUUACCAACCUUUUUUUUAAACUGUGAUUGUGCGGUUGUAAAGUGGUUUAAGUGGCAUAUAUACAUUAAAAGGGAUAAGAGCUAGAUGACAUAUACUGUAAUUCAUUACAAGUGUAUAAUAAAUGCUGCAGUAGGUGACCACUGAAUUUGGUGUUCUGCUGCACUAUAUAUGUAAUGAUCCAUUUUUAAGCCUUAAUUUGGCCACUGGCAACAAUAUUCUAUUGAAAUCAUUCUAGAAAAGAAAAUAUCGUCACUGAGGCAUGCCUGUCUUAGUGUAAUGUAAUCCCUUGUACUCAAGACAUUGCUCCACAUGACAGUUUAUAGGUAUUUGAUUAAUUUUGCCCAUAACUCAAUAAAAUUUAAAUUUACAAGAACGUGAUCAGCUAUUUGUUGAAUAUAUACAUUAGCAGAUAUCCUGUGGCUUUGUAUAUAAUGAGUCAGUUUUUCAUCAAACAGGGGUGUUGGUAAAGUUGCCUUGGGAUUUGUGAGCACUGAGCAAAGGACAGAAGAUCUGGUGGAACCGGGAUAGAUAAAGUCUGGAGCUGUAGAAUUUUUGUUAUGUGGUCCCAGAAGUAUCAAAACAGAAUAUUUAAUCUUAGUGCACUAAUAGUUUUGCCAACAUUUUAAUAAAAUAUUUCCAUUAACAAAAAAUACCAUAAUACAAAAUUCUCUCAAGAUUUUUUUUGUUUCUAAGAAUUUAUAUAGAGUUCAUGUAGCCUCAAAUAGUUUUGAAGAAACUGUUUUAGCUGAAGAUAACAGCUGAAGUAGAAGUGAAUUACUAAAGAUAAUCUUUGUGUUAUCUCUGUGAAAAAACUAUAAUCAAAAGUACCAUUGAACACGUGUUUCCAGUCUGCAGAGUUUAUAAAUACACAAUAGCAUUUAAUAAAUGUACAAAAACAUUGAAUAAAUUUAAUCAUGUCUGGGAAAAA